AUGUUCUUUUUGAAAGACUUGUCAUUAAAUCUAACAUUACAUCCAUCCUACUUCGGUCCUCAGAUGGACCAAUAUUUAAGAGAUAAACUUUUGACUGAUGUCGAAGGAACCUGCACAGGUCAAUUUGGGUACAUUGUAUGUGUCUUGGAUUGCAUGAAUAUAGAUGUUGGAAAAGGAAGAAUAAUUCCAAGUACCGGAAUGGCAGAAUUUGAAGUAAAAUAUAGAGCUGUGGUGUGGAAACCAUUCAAAGGAGAAGUUGUAGAUGCUAUUGUUACAACUGUAAAUAAAAUGGGAUUCUUUGCUGACGUAGGACCACUAUCUGUUUUCGUUAGUACACAUUUAAUUCCAUCGGAUAUGAAAUUUAAUCCUUCAGCCAACCCUCCAGCUUAUGUUAGUCCAGAUGAAAACAUCGAAAAAGGAUCUAGAGUGAGAUUGAAGAUUGUUGGUACAAGGACAGACGUGAACGAAAUUUACGCUAUAGGAAGUAUAAAAGAAGAUUACUUGGGACCAAGUCCAAUGUGA
Molecule: messenger RNA, 522 nt
Organism: Hemisphaericaspora subhashii
Lineage: Eukaryota; Fungi; Ascomycota; Pichiomycetes; Serinales; Debaryomycetaceae
Gene: RPB7
Product: DNA-directed RNA polymerase II subunit
Exons: 1
Coding region: 1-522 (173 amino acids)
Biological process (GO): transcription initiation at RNA polymerase II promoter; positive regulation of translational initiation; DNA-templated transcription
Cellular component (GO): RNA polymerase II, core complex; P-body
Molecular function (GO): translation initiation factor binding; single-stranded DNA binding; single-stranded RNA binding
Source: RefSeq, a predicted model, not a curated record